Messenger RNA from Phragmites australis (common reed), 828 nucleotides. RefSeq lists its product as uncharacterized. The transcript has 3 exons. Bases 1 to 828 code for a protein of 275 amino acids. The record is from RefSeq and is a predicted model, not a curated record. Gene Ontology annotation, molecular function: zinc ion binding; nucleic acid binding. Lineage: Eukaryota; Viridiplantae; Streptophyta; Magnoliopsida; Poales; Poaceae.
AUGCAGGUGGCGAGGAAGAAAACUGCGAAUGAGGUCUGGGAUUGUCUUAAGACAAGGUUCAUCGGCGUGGAUCGCGUCAAGAACGCGCGGCUGCAAAUGUUGAAGAGUGACUUCAAUGCCAUGCAUAUGCAAGAGGGAGAGAGCCUGGGCCAGUAUACUGGAAGGCUCAACGGCAUGUCCUUCUACGACCUUGACAAGAUGCAGUUCGAGGAAGCCGUGGGGCAGCUAAAGGCACCGCAGAAGAAGGAUGGUGGUGACUCCUCAUCAAGCAACAAAGGCAAAUCCCACCUUGCUGUAGAUAGUAGUAACCGCGGCCAGGGUGAUCGUGGACGCGACAGAGGCUGUGCUAGAGGUGGUCACGGCGGGACGUCGCGCAAUGAUGAAGAGAGCGGCUCGAGCAGCGAUCGCCACAACAAGAGCCACAUCAAGUGCUACAACUGCUACAUGAUGGGGCACUACGCGAAUGAGUGCAAGGUAUCUAAGAAGAAGGAAGAGGAGACACAUCUCACUCGUGCCGAUGACACCGUGCCGGCCUUGCUACUCAUGGUGUCAGAAGAGCCAGCACAAGAAUGGCAGCACCAGCGGGGAGCCGUGCUGCUGAAUGAGCAGAAGUUGAAGCCAGAACUGCAUGAUGCGAUGGAGGGAGGCUCCAGCUCUGAGGUCUGGUACAUGAACAAUGGAGCCAGUAAUCACAUGACCAGUGAGAAAGAAAAGUUCAGAAAUCUGGACGAAUGUGUCACUAGCAAGGUGAAGUUCGGGGAUAGCUCCACGGUACAGAUCAUGGGCUUAUGGUCUAUCAUGUUCAGCUACAAGAAUGGUGACCAGUGA